Parnassius mnemosyne (clouded apollo) is the source of this 3552-nucleotide messenger RNA. NCBI's taxonomy places the organism in Eukaryota, Metazoa, Arthropoda, Insecta, Lepidoptera, Papilionidae. The record is from the annotation of a GenBank genome assembly.
AGACGUGGGCCAACCGUAUUCAGAGAUGGCAGUGUUCCUGUCAAAGAGAACGCUCCCCGCGCGCGUGUUUUGACUUAUUUUCGUCAAACGUACGCCAUAUUGUUUUAUUGUGUUCAAUAAUCAACAUUUCACUACAGAAAUUUCACUUAUUUGAAAUCUUCUAAUAACACGGUAGAGUGCGUCAAUGAUUACGCCAUAGCAUUGUGAUUAAAAAAAAUAUUCUCAAUUACGUAGUGUUUAUGUUCUCUGGUAAAUAUUGAAGGUUUUACUAUUUUUUAUCUGUGAAUUAGAAAAAAGGAAAAACAAAUUGUUUUUGUUAUGUACAUACUUAUUAAAUAUUAGGAUUAUGUAUUUGUGUGGUGAUCAAUAAAGUUAAAAGUUUAAAAAUUUCUAAAACAAAAAUAAAUAAAUCCUUAUAUAAUUUUAAUUAACAUAAAUUGCGAUAUGAGAAGUGUCUAAAAAUACGACGUUGAAAAAUAACUGUUUCUGUACCGCGUUGUUUAAAAUUAGUGCAAUGGCUACGCUGAAAGUUAAAAUAAGAAUGCAUAAAAAUUAACAAUUACAUCGUCCGAAAUGUAAGCGAUUAGUGGUUUUGUGAAGUGUAUACGUGGAUAUUUCUUUGUCUUUUGGAUUACAUUGGAUAUGGAGAAACCGUCAUAUAAGCUGCUGGGUUCUCCAUGCGGCCAGCACGGACAGUACACAUUCUACAAGGCGAUCAGGUUGACCGGGAAACGGGAGAGGAUCGUCGCUAUCGGCGACUUCUUCUUCGUGAGGAUAUGGCAGGACUCCGAGCUGGUGUCCAUUGGUGAACUGCAGCUGCUCUGGACGGACCGCGUCUCCGACCAGACCCUGGUCAGCCUUCGGUUGUACUUCUUGCCCGAGAACACGCCCGACGGCCGCGGCCAACAUGGAGAGGAUGAGGUGCUCGCAAUCAACGAUAAGGUAGUGGUCCGUGCGGAGGACCUGCUGAGCUGGGUGUGCGAAGGCACUGGUUGGCGGUGGGGACUCCGAGCGGUUUGGAGGGGAGCCUGCGCCCCGCCUGCGGACCCUCGGCUCACCGCGCCGCUCCAUCAUACGAAGCUGGACUUCAGCGAUAUAGAACGGGAGAAAAAUGCAAUUAGUAAGUUCUGUGUAUAAACCAUUUUGCUAUGCAAUAAAUAAUAAAUAUUAAAUAAAUAAUAAUGAAAUUAUUAUUUAUUAAUUCGACAAAAAAUGAGAUUGACUUCAUUAUGACGACCAGACGACAACUGUUCAGUGAUGUCUCCGUGAUCGCGAGGGUGAAAACUGGUAGCGAUCACCGAAUGGUUAGAGGCACACUGAACCUAAACGUUAAGGUGGAGAGGUCUCGUCUAAUGAAGUCAACGCUCCGUCCCCCUCGUGCUCUGUUCCAAAGUCCUGAAACCUUUCAGCUCGAGUUACAAAACCGUUUUCAGUGCCUAGAAGACUGCAAUGAAGUGGACGAUAUGAAUGACAAGCUCGUGGAAACUGUCCAUGCGGUCGGAGCUAAGUUCUGCAAGACCCGCCGCAGAAGAACACAAAAACUCUCCGAUCACACUCUUAAUCUCAUGGCUGUUAGGCGGGAGAUGAAGCUACAUUCUUCAACAGACUUGACAGCAUACAGGCAUCUGAACAGACAGAUCUCCAAAUGCAUGCGGCGGGACUUACGCAACUUCAAUACAGCUCGUAUUGAAGAAGCGAUCGAGCGGAACCAAGGCUCCAAAGUCUUUGCCAGAGAUCUGUCUGCCAGAAAGAGCCACCUGUCAAAGCUGAAGACAGAAUGUGGCAGCAUCGUUUCCGGGACACCUGAGAUUUUGAGUGAGAUUGAGAGGUUCUAUGGGCAGCUGUACACGUCAUCGUUGGAGCCACACGCAAGUGUGAAUAACGAUCCAAGAGCGAGUCUCAUCCGAGACUAUUCCGAAGAUAUCCCGGACGUCAGUCUGAGCGAGAUUAGAAUGGCUCUCCAGCACCUUAAAAACGGUAAGGCCCCAGGCGAGGAUGGAAUUACAGCGGAGCUUCUGAAAGCGGGUGGAAGACCGGUACUUGAAGUCCUUCAGAAGCUCUUUAAUUCCGUCCUCCAUGGUGGCAUUACACCGGAGGCGUGGAGCAGAAGUGCGGUGGUCUUGUUCUUCAAGAAAGGUGACAACGCUCUCUUGAAGAACUACAGACCGAUUUCCCUUCUGAGCCGCGUCUACGUGCUGUUUUCGAGAGUCAUUACGAAUCGUCUCGCGCGCAGACUUGACGACUUCCAGCCUCCCGAACAAGCCGGUUUCCGAAAGGGCUUUAGCACCAUAGACCACAUACAUACCCUUCGGCAAAUUGUACAGAAGUCCGAAGAGUACAAUUUGCCACUAUGUCUGGCGUAUGUGGACUAUGAGAAAGCCUUUGAUUCCGUCGAAAUUUGGGUCCCUUCAGCGGUGCCAAGUUGACUGUCGGUAUAUCGAAGUGUUGAAGUGCUUGUACAGUAGGGCUACGAUGGCUAUCCGAGUACAGAACCAGAGUACGAAACCUAUCCAAUUGCAGAGAGGUGUAAGACAGGGUGACGUCAUAUCCCCGAAACUCUUCACCGCUGCAUUGGAAGACGUUUUCAAGCUUCUGGUCUGGAAAGGAUACGGUAUCAACAUCAAUGGCGAGUACAUCACUCACCUUCGAUUUGCCGACGAUAUAGUCCUUAUGGCAGAAUCGCUGGAGGACCUAAGCACUAUGCUCAAUGACCUCGAUAGUGUUUCCCAACGGAUAGGUCUUAAGAUGAACAUGGACAAAACAAAGAUCAUGUUCAAUGUCCAUGUCACACCUAUGCCGGUAGUUGUUGGGAGCACUAAGCUCGAAGUUGUUGACGAGUAUGUUUACCUGGGACAAAUAGUCCGACUAGGUAAGUCCAACUUCGAUCGAGAGGUCAAUCGACGGAUUCAACUCGGCUGGGCAGCGUUCGGGAAGCUACGACACAUCUUCUCGUCAGACAUACCUCAAAACCUGAAAACGAAAUUGUACAACCAGUGCGUGUUGCCAGUGAUGACUUAUGGAACUGAGACGUGGUCCUUCACUGCUGGCCGAAUGAGGAAGCUCAAGGUCGCUCAGCGAGCUAUGGAGAGGGCUAUGCUCGGAGUUUCUCUGCGUGAUAAACUUAGGAAUGAGGAUAUCCGCAGUAGAACCAGAGUAACCGAUAUAGCCCAACGGAUUAGUAAGCUGAAGUGGCAGUGGGCCGGCCAUAUAGCUCGAAGAACCGACAACCGAUGGGGAAGAAAGGUUCUCGAGUGGCAGCCUCGUACCGGUAGGCGAAGUGUAGGGCGUCCCCCCACGAAAUGGAGUGACGACCUGGUAAGACAUGCAGGAAGUCGAUGGAUGCAGGUGGCUCAGGACCGUGCUUUGUGGCAUUCUUUGGGGGAGGCCUAUGUUCAGCGGUGGACUUGUGAAGGGCUGUAAUGAUGAUGAAAUAAUAAUGAAAACUUAACUUAACUUAUCUUCACGCACAAUCCCUGACGGGGUAGCCAGAGAGAACAGAUCGCCAAGUGUCACGAUCCUUACAUACCUCUUUCGCUUCGUUCAAUAAUAAUG